UCAAUAAAAGAAAUGGAAUUGUAGUUUAUCUAUACAUACACAUUCGGACCGCAUAUGGGGUGCUGAUUACAUGAUUUGAAUUGUUCAACCGAUGUCUUCGUAUAUCUAGAUAUAAUUUGAACGAUUCAAAGUAUUUUUGAUCGACUUUUCUUAAGGUUGAAUUAUCCAUUCUUCGAUGAGAUAGUUAAGAAAAAGUCCACCCAAUAAUUUAGUGUUUUCGAAGAUAUAUCGCUUAUAAAAGAAGUGCAAAAAUUCAUAUCGUGCAUAAGUGCGAGGAGUAAAAUCAAAAUGGAUGAAAAGGAAAUUGGUCUACGUGGAAUGAAGAAGUUCUUGGAAGAACUUGAAUUUGCUGCGAAUUUGAAAGAGGUAGAUCUGAUUUCAACGCACAAAGAGAUCGAAUCUCAACAAUCGCAAAACAUAUUUAUAAUGCGUCAUGCGGAAAGAGUGGAUUUAGUUUUUGGAGACUGGGUAUCAUGUUGUUUCGACGAGAAAGGAGAAUAUCUUCAGAAAGAUUUGAAUUUACCUGCCUCUUUACCAAACAGACAUCUAGGACCUCAGAGUUAUACUCUCGACACGCCCAUAACUAAUGUUGGAAAAUUCCAAGCCAAGUCGAUGGGCAAAAAUUUCAAAGCAAAAAAUAUCGCAAUUGAUCAUGUGUACUGCUCUCCAGCCUUCAGAUGUUUGCAAACCUGCGAUGCUUUUCUGAAGGGUAUAGGUAGAAAAGAAACGGUGAAAAUCCGUAUAGAACCCGCUCUGUUUGAAUGGGUCCACUGGAUUGGCGACUUUCCAAAACUAAUGUCUGCAAAUGAGUUAAUUGCAGCCGGCUUCAACAUAGAUACUGAAUAUAAAUCUUUCAUGAGUGAACAGGAACUGCGGGAUAAUGAGGAGAGUAUGGAACAACAUUAUGAAAGGAGUUACGCUUUUAUGAAGAAAAUAAUUGCAACACAUCCAAGUGGUAAUUGUUUGCUUGUGGGGCAUGCCACAACGUUGGAUACGUGUUCAAGAAACCUUUUGAAUGGGAAAUGGUUAACCACAAAUGAGUUACUGACACUGGCUGGUCAUAUCUCAUACUGCAGCUUAGUUCAAUUAACUCGCAAUAAAGAUAAUAAUUGGAAACUUGUUACCCCUCCUUGUCCAUCAAUGUCUUAUGGUAAUAACAAGCAGUUCAAAUGGAAAGUUUUGCUGGAUAAAUAUUGAGUGAAAUGUUCAUAGUAGAAAUUAAUACUUCAAUAAUUCCUGUUUGCAUUAGUUAGAAUCAAUAAAUGGGUAGUGAAAUCGUUUGAAAAAAUUGAGAGUAUGUAAAUAAUCUUUAUAUUCGUAUAUAAAAUAUCUCAAGUAUU
Molecule: messenger RNA, 1340 nt
Organism: Coccinella septempunctata (seven-spotted ladybird)
Lineage: Eukaryota; Metazoa; Arthropoda; Insecta; Coleoptera; Coccinellidae
Product: protein UBASH3A homolog
Exons: 4
Coding region: 289-1197 (302 amino acids)
Source: RefSeq, a predicted model, not a curated record